AAAUAUAUAAAAAAUAUGAAUUGGCUUACAUUUCUUUUACUUUUUACUACCAUAAAACAAGUCUUCUCAGUUUGGUAACUUGUUUAUAAAGAAUUUUAAGACCCAUUUGAAGCCUAUAACAUUUUGAACUGGAAUAAAUAAAUUGUUCGUGCAUGUACUCCCACAUUGAGUCAAAAUGGAAUAGAUAUUUUUGCUACUAACUCUUUUGGUGUCUUAGGAAACAGCGCAGCAGGUUAAUCAACAAAUAGAAUAGUCGCAUAAUUUCCUCCUCAUUUUUAAUUGGAGGUUGAUAUGGAUAUAAUGGUGCUUGGCACUGCUUGGGUAGGAGACAAUAUUAAUAUUUAGCUUGGCCCCGAUACAUUAUUUUUCUUCUAAUAUUAUGCUUCAAGCAAUAUUAACAACUUUUGCCCCUCUGCAGCAAAUCCAGCAGGUAAUGCUUUUCUGCAAACAGUAUACAAAAGUCACUCCUUAUAAGGAGAUCUAUAACUUAUAAUUAAUGACUUUUACAAUCCAGCUCACGAUUUAAGUGUGAAAAAUAUUUUUAUUUAUGUCAAUACUUGCCAUUACACUUGUGCUACUUGUAAUGGAGAAUCAAAUACAUCUUGUGUUACAUGCCCUGUUGGUGCUCUUUAAAGUGGAUCAAGUUGCUAGUGUAAUGCUAAUUUGCUUGCUUAUAAUGGUGUAUGCAGAACUACCUGUCCAGCAGGAAAUCUGGCUAACCCAUCAUAAAGACUAUGCAUUCAAACUCCUAGCUAACUUGUCAUGUAUAACAACUUCUUAGCGAAUUCCUUUUAAAAUAUAAUUGUUGAUUGGACUUUUACCCCUACUUAGACUAAUUUUGUAAGUAAUUGUGGUACUUAGUCUUUGGUUGGUGGAUACCAAUUAUUUUAAGUACAAUCUAUGUCUAAAACUGUAAGUAACCUUCCUUCUCACUUUAAUGCAAGACUAGGGGCAUUGAUAGUAUUUAUAGGAGGAUAUGCAAACUACAACAUAGUAAUGAAAAUAGAUGGUUCACAAUAAACAAUCACAUUUUCUGCUGCUGACACUUAUUUAGGGGCUAUUUGUGGCGACCCAGCAAAUACUAAUGGAGUUUAUUCUAAAUACGUUGAAUUUGUUGUUCCUCAUACAGCUUCAACUGUAACAGUAUCAUUUAGUUCUAAUGCUCUCACUAAUCCUGUGCAAGGUUACUGGGGUGUAAGAGAAAUAUUUGUAGAUGUUUCAGGAUGUUUUUUAAAUUGCUAAAGUUGCUAAGAUACUCAAACGUGCACUGCUUGUAAUACAGGCUAUUUUUUAUUGAACAAUUAAUGCUAUAGCAGAUGUCCUCUUUUUACAAAUCAAGUAGGAUCAACUUGUGUGGAAUAAUACUUAAGCUAGUUUAACAAUGGACUCUAUAUUUUACAAUCUUUAUGGUGGUAAAACUAUGGUCAUAAUGAUAUUAAUAAUUGGGGAUAUACAUUUUCUGGUUUCUAUUCAACAAGAAGAUACAAUUUUUGUAGUGGAAGAAAUAUAAUAGGAGGAUGGGGAGUAGGUUCUUCAUAAGUUGCUGGUACUCCACUUAUUAUAGAGAGAAAUUUUCCUUCAUUAAAUCCUCAUUGGAGAUUGAGACUAAUUGCAGAAUUAUUUUUAAUAGACAAUUGGAAUGCUGCAGAUAAUGUUUAGAUAAUAAUAGAUAAUUUACCUGCACCUCUUACAACAAUCUCAUAAACUCCUGCAAAUGCUCCAAAUAAUAUUUGUGGAACCUACUCAUAAAAUGAUGGUUACGUUGUUUAUAAUCAAGUAAUACCACACUCUAUUACUAGUUUAGAUGUUUAAUUUAAAUACACUAUAGCUAGUUCAAAGCUUAGCACAACUGCUUCAUUUGGGCUUGGAGAAGUGGAUAUCAUCAUAGAUUAAUGCCCCACUGGUUGCUUAACUUGUAACAGCGCAACUGCAUGCUAAAGUUGCUUACCAGGAUAUUAUUUCCUCUAAGAUGCAUAGGCUUGUUAUGCUGAUUGCACAAAUAUUCUUCCAAGAUCUAAUUUUAUAAACUAACCUGCUACACCAACAAGCGUAGCUUCUUGUGUAUGUGCUCCAGGUUAUUAUUAUUCAUAACCUGCUAUUGAUUGUAAAGCUUGUAGCUAUUAAUGCACUUAAUGCACUGGUCCUAAUGUUUCAGAUUGCACAGUUUGUGCUAGCAUCAGACAAUAAACUGGACUGUGUAGCUGCCCAAAUAAUUACUUUGAUGUUGCAGGUAAUCCUAUCUGUUAACCUUGUGCUGGGGAUUGCUUAUAAUGUUCUUCUUAAAAUACUUGUAUAACUUGUGUAGGAAAUAAGAAGUUAGUAGGUGGGUUAUGUGUAUGCCCACCAUAAACAUAUAACAAAGGUGUUGGAAUAUUUUGUCCAAACUGUGAUAUAUAUUGUUAAUCUUGCACUGGACCUGGAUAAAAUUGCACUAGUUGUCCUCCUAACUCUAAUAGAGUACCCCCAACACCAGGAAAUACAGGGUGUCUUUGCUAACCUGGAUAUUAUGAUAAUGGAACAGCUAUCUGUUAAUAAUGUAGCCCUUAAUGUGCCACCUGCUCUGGAUCUUCUUCUAACUGUCUAACUUGUAAUGGUAGCAACUUCUUCACUAUGGUAAACAAUUAAUGUGUCUGCAUGCCUGGAUAUUAUAUGGAUUCGAGUGGGGUUUGCUAACCUUGCUAAUAAUAUUGCAAUGUAUGCUCUGGUCCAGGACCAAAUGGAUGUACUUAAUGCUAAGGCUCAAGGACAGGUACAAAUUGUGUAUGUGGAACAAACUAAUAUUCUCUUCCUAAUGAUGUUAAUUGCUACAAUUGUAAUUAUUAUUGUCUUGGAUGUACUCUUUAAGCAUCUAACUGUAUUGCUUGUGACCCAAGUCGCCUCCAAAAUCCUACUUGUUCCUGCCCUAACGGCUAUUAUGAUUAAAAUGGAGUAUCAUAAUGUUAAUAAUGUUAAUUCCCAUGUAGUAAUUGCACAAGUUAAUCUAAUUGUUUAACAUGUGUUGGAGCUUUUAGAACAUUGCCUACAUGCGCAUGCUAACCUGGAUAUUACGAUACUGGAGCUGCUAAUUGUUAGCAAUGUGCCCCUAAAUGUGCUACUUGCUCAACAUCUUCUGUAUAAUGCUUGACCUGUGCUCCAGGAAGAAUAAACUCUGAUUGCUCUUGCCCUCCAGGAUUUUGGGAUAAUGGAUAAAAUCCUGAGUGCUUAAAGUGUUAUAUUAGUUGUAAAACUUGCUCAGGAGGUGCUAUUAACUAAUGUUAAACAUGCAGGACUGGCUUUAUUUAUGAUCCUAUAACAUCUAUGUGUAAUUGCCCAACUGGCUAAUAUAUGGACUCAAAUGGUAAUUGUUCUGGCUGUCACUAUUCAUGCUCUUCAUGUUUAAAUGGAAGUCCUUAAGGGUGUAUAAGCUGUUAAGCAAAUAGAAAUUUAACUUCGUAGGGUACUUGUCCAUGCAUUACUAACUUCUCAGAAAUAAGUUAAAUCUGUGUACAAACAACUUUCCCUCUAAAUGUUCCUUCUAAUUGUAAAGUUUGUGUUGUCAGUAAUGUAUGCUAAGAAUGUAAUGAUAGUUUUGAAUUAGAUGUAGGACUUUGUGUUUGUCCUCGAGGUACAUAUUUAUCUCCUGCUACUAAUAAAUGUGUUUAGUGCCCUUCCUAAUGUAAAACUUGUCUUAGCAACUCAGAGUGCAUAGAUUGUAAUGAUGGAUACUUUUAUAAUUCUUAAAAGCUAAUGUGCCAAUAAGAUAUCACAAACAGUAGUUCAUAUGAUGUUGAAAUGAUUAUUGUUGCUGUUUUAUUUGGUUUGUUCUUUGCUGUAGCUAUUCCUUAUUAUUAUAAUAGAGGAAUAAGUAAAGUGUAAGAGGAAUAUAAAUAAUUGCAUUAAAACACUACAAGAUUUGAUCAAGAAAAAUAAAAUUAAGGAAAUAGAAGAGAUUCUUCUCUUGUUUUAGAAAACAUAAAUUGA
This is a messenger RNA of Tetrahymena thermophila SB210, 3960 nucleotides long. Its product is annotated as zinc finger lsd1 subclass family protein. The record is from RefSeq and is a predicted model, not a curated record. The transcript has 22 exons. NCBI's taxonomy places the organism in Eukaryota, Ciliophora, Oligohymenophorea, Hymenostomatida, Tetrahymenidae.